AUGAAAGACAGUCUGUGCAAAUCUGAAAUUUACAAAGUUAUUCUGGGUAGGUUUGCAAUUCAGUGACCACUAUCUACAUUUGUAGAGGUUUUUGCAGGGUGGAACAAAACCUCCGCUGCCACUUUAUCCGACCUGGAGACCGCCUUCACAAAAAGACUGAAACGGUCCCUGGAUAAUUGUGUUCAACGGCAGAAUAAAGAAAUACGAAACAAUAGCUGGACUGGUGAUUAUAUUUCAUCUUUUCAUAAUCUUCUUUCCCUCUAGAGAACAAUCAGGCUUGUUCCACGAGUGGCGUUACGUCAGUGACAACAGAUAACACUAUGUAUUAA
Spirometra erinaceieuropaei is the source of this 329-nucleotide messenger RNA. The record is from the annotation of a GenBank genome assembly. Lineage: Eukaryota; Metazoa; Platyhelminthes; Cestoda; Diphyllobothriidea; Diphyllobothriidae.